AUGCAAGGAGUUCGAGGACAUUAUGAAAAAGAGGUUCAAGAGGAGUUCGUUGGGCAAAAUAACCAUGUUUUAGGGCUUCAGGUCCAACAACGUUCAGCCGGAAUCCUGCUCCAUCAAGCCAAAUAUGUGGAGGAUAUGCUUGAGAAGUUCGGGUUCAGAGAUGCAAAACCUGCCUUAACACCCAUGGCGGAGAGACCCCUGCUGACUCCUGAUAUUGAAGGCGAAUUCGUAGAUCAAACAUACUACAAAUCGAUGACCGGUUCGCUUAUGUAUCUAACUGCAAGUCGCCCAGACAUUAUGUUUGCGGAUUGUCAAUGCGCACGUGAUAAGGCUAAUCCUAAACUAUAUCAUCUUAUUGCUGUUAAAAGAAUUUUUCAGUACCUCAAAGGCAGCCUAAAACUGGGUCUUUGGUAUCCGAAAAAUUCUGAAUUUGAUCUGUAUGCUUUUGCUGACAACAAUUAUGGAGGCUGCGAGCUUGAUAGGAAAUCGACUUCAGGCGGAUGUCAAUUUUUAGGUGAUCGACUGGUGUCAUGA
Messenger RNA from Lactuca sativa (garden lettuce), 534 nucleotides. Lineage: Eukaryota; Viridiplantae; Streptophyta; Magnoliopsida; Asterales; Asteraceae. The record is from RefSeq and is a predicted model, not a curated record.